AUGGCCGUGUCAUUGGAGAAGGGCAGCCAAUUGUCGUCAACCAACAGCAUUGGCACUGCAAUGAAUUCCGGUUCUAGUCUCAUCCAACAACAAAACAUUCGCGACGUUGGGGUUGGUAAGUCCCAGUUUUCCUUCCAAUAUCCAAAAGUCUGGACCUCAGGAGAGCAAGGCCGCAUGACCACGUCAAGGAACAAGCCAAGAGCUGAAGCCUCCCGGCAAGCUCGAACAGCUCAAAGCCUCGAACAACAACCCAAGAGAUCCGGCCGCUGGAACACUUAUGCGGGGCAGGCCCCGCAAGAUGUGUUCAUGUGUACAGCUUUUUCUCCCGGGGGUCAGAGAGACGGACGGUGGGAGUAUGUCAUAACUAAUACGAAGCCUGCGGAAAUGUGGCAAUGA
Colletotrichum paranaense is the source of this 396-nucleotide messenger RNA. RefSeq lists its product as uncharacterized. The transcript is spliced from 2 exons. The record is from RefSeq and is a predicted model, not a curated record. Bases 1 to 396 code for a protein of 131 amino acids. NCBI's taxonomy places the organism in Eukaryota, Fungi, Ascomycota, Sordariomycetes, Glomerellales, Glomerellaceae.